This is a messenger RNA of Brassica oleracea var. oleracea, 303 nucleotides long. RefSeq names its product auxin-induced protein 15A. The record is from RefSeq and is a predicted model, not a curated record. The transcript is spliced from 2 exons. Bases 1 to 303 code for a protein of 100 amino acids. Gene Ontology annotation, biological process: response to auxin. Lineage: Eukaryota; Viridiplantae; Streptophyta; Magnoliopsida; Brassicales; Brassicaceae.
AUGGGAGUAGAAAGAGGAAGUGGUAAGGGGCUGAAGCAGAUGCUAAAGAGGUGUUCGAGUUUGGGAAAGAAGAGCAACGUCCACGUCAACUCUAACGGCGUCCCCAAAGGUCACUUCGUCGUUUACGUUGGUCUAUCUAGAUCCCGACACAUCAUUCCUAUCUCCUUCCUCACGCACCCCAUCUUUCAGAUGUUGCUGAGACAAUCUGAGGAAGAGUUUGGGUUCUACCAAGACAAUGGCCUAACCAUUCCUUGCGAUGAAGAUUUCUUUCUCUCUCUCAUCUCCUCCAUUAAUCAGCCUUGA